AGAGAGGCAGGAGGAGGAGAGGACGGAGGCAGCUCGGCAGCGGGACGGGACGGGACGGGACCCCCCGGGCCAUGCGCCUCCUGGCCGCGGCGCUGGCCGCCCUCCUGGCCACGACCCCGGCCCCAGAUAUUUGUGAAGCUUUAAAUGUCACAGUCUCUCCAGGACCAACAGUGCGAUACGUUGAAGGAGAUAAUGCUACCCUUUUCUGUCACAUUUCUCAGAAGAGAAAGACAGACAACUUGCUGGCUGUGCGGUGGGUCUUUGCUGUAUCACCUACCCAGGAGUACCUGAUGAUCAAAAUGACUAAGUUUGGGUCUGUCCAGUAUUAUGGAAAUUACACUCACCAUUUUCACAAGCAAAGACUUCGUCUUCUUAAAGAAAAACACGGAACUAUGUACAAAUUUCUUAUUCUAAGCCUUCAGCAAACAGAUCAAGGACAUUACAUAUGUAAAGUCCAAGAAAUUGGCAAGCACAGGAAUAAGUGGACAGCAUGGUCAAAUGGUACAGCAGCUACUGAAAUAAAAGUGAUUUCACCAAGAGCUUCAGAUGAUCCCACUUUCAAGAAAAACCAUGAAGCUUGGAAGUUUUUUGAAGAUCUGUAUGUGUAUGCAGUGUUUGUGUGUUCAAUAGGAAUCAUCAGCGUCCUCCUGUUUACACUUGUCAUUCUCUGUCAAUCACUUCUAAACAAGAGGAGAUCCACAGUGAAGCAUUACCUGGUGAAAUGCCCCCAGAACAGUUCAGGGGAGACAGUUACCAGCGUGACAAGCAUGUCCCCUCUACAGCCCAAGAAAGUAAAGAAAAAGAAAGAGAAAGAAAAAGUGGAGCAACCACCAGCCAUUCCUGCAAAAGCUCCAAUAGCCAAUAAUUUUCCUAAGCCCAAGCUGUUGAAACCUCAGAGAAAAUUGAUCUUGCCGAAAAUCACAGAGGAGAAUUUAACAUAUGCUGAACUUGAACUUAUGAAGCCGAUUCAGGAAGCCAAAGGCAUUCCCAGUACGACAGUCUAUGCACAGAUACUCUUCGAGGAGAACAAGCUGUAAUAGUUCAUGCCUGUACAUACGUCUUUUGUCUGUGUUCUAUUUAAUUCUUGCUGUGCUGUUUAUUUAUAAAAAUCAUACAAAUAUCCUUAUUUUUUUAUUUCUAUUCAUGCGCUUCUAUAUUUUUAUGAGACUUUAAACAAAAUGCCAUUGAAAGUAAUAAUAGAAAAAGCAUCUGGUCUACAAGUGACAUCUCAGAGACACCCUCUGUAGUGUUUGGUGUCCCCUUUUUAAGGAACUAAAGUUCCACUUGGCCAGGAAAUUUGUCAAAUUACUGUUGUUUUCCCUAUCAGAAAAUAUUAAUUCAGUAAAGCUGAAACUUCUUCACAGCAAAGGAUAAACUAAAAUUACUUUUUCUGCAUUUUUUUUCAGAAAUAGUUAUCAAAGUUUGGUUUUCAUAUUUUCAUUCCAAAUUUCCAUUUCUAAAUGAUAUUCUAUUAAAAAAAACUUAAGUUACUUUUAAUAAAACUGCUUUUAAGCGCUUGAAAUGAAACAUUUUAAAAUAAUCCAAAGGAGACUUUCCACGUUAAACCAAAUGGAUUGCAGGAAGAAUAUUUAAAGCUUUGAAACAUUUCCCAGCAUUUGACUAAAAAAAAAAAAAAAAAAAAAAAAAAAAAAAUCUGACUGAGAAUAGGAAAAAAUUGAUAGUGAGCAGAAAACUUCCAUAGAACAAGGACACUGGUUUGGCCUCGCUCGAGACUGAGUCUCCCAAACUUGCAAAAGCUUCCUCCUUCAUAACAUCCUGCUCUCUUUCUUUGGAGUUAUUUCUUUUGAAAGAUCAGGGCUUGGGAGAUAGGGAACUGAGCCUACUGUGAAAGCAGAAAAUACUCCUUCCUCCUUCUUCUCCUGUUGAUCUUUGAGCUCUCCUCUGAUAAGUUUGUGCAAAUGGGCUUUUCUCUGGUGUCCUGCUCACAUCCCUUGGGUAGGACAGCCGGACUGGUGCUUCCAAGCUCCUAAACUUCCAGUGCCCAAGUCCCACUAAGUUUCAGAUAGAGUUGAACACCUGACUCCUUUCAGUCCUUGGAAAGCUUUAGGCCCUGAGUGACUACGUCACUGAUGGGGAUGUGAAAACACACAUUGGCUCUUCAGUUUAUCAUCAGGUCCUGAUGUUUGGUGAGUGCUGAGUCUUCUCCAGGUCAGUUUUUUGGUUCUGGAUGGAGCCCUUGGACAAUUCAACCUAUUUAAAAGUCAGGCCAGUCAGUAGGCAGGAGUUAAUGCAGAUUUUCCAGUAGUGCUUGUAGGCCUGGGGCUUUGAAAGCCCGAGCCAAGGUGAUUCAAGUUGCUUCCUCCUUGGCUGAUUGGGCUGUUUUGGGGAUAUGGCAAAAGGCAGCAGGGCUCAGUUCACAGCCGGGAACCAGCACAGCAAAACCUAGCGUCCUUAUCCCCAGUAGUGAAUGGCAGCGGAGGAGAGGAGGGCAGUGGGACAGGCCAGACACGGAGAGCACACCACUGCCCCUUUGAGGUUUUCACGGGAAUAUGUUAGUUUGUAUAAACUUUUUUACUUUUUCUUGAAUGAGGGUAGAGAUUACCUAGUACACAUAAACUGUGAUGUUGUAACUAUAUGUAAAUGUAAAAUGCAGCUGCCUAUUUCCAUAUUUGUAUAAAGUUCCAUUGUUGUAUAAAAACAGAAUUUAAGAAAA
Rhea pennata is the source of this 2674-nucleotide messenger RNA. It is a transcript of the gene VSTM4, whose product is annotated as V-set and transmembrane domain containing 4. NCBI's taxonomy places the organism in Eukaryota, Metazoa, Chordata, Aves, Rheiformes, Rheidae. Gene Ontology annotation, cellular component: membrane. The transcript is spliced from 8 exons. The coding region runs from base 72 to 1037 and encodes 321 amino acids. The record is from RefSeq and is a predicted model, not a curated record.